AUGGUCGGAAAACCUGAGCCGGUCAACGGCACAGCCACUGCGAAGACCGGCCCAUCUCCGUCCCCGGCCACCUCCAUGUCAGGGCUGAAACCAGAUCUCCUCAACAACCUCUCAUUCAAAACCCUAAAACUCAAAACCAAGCAGCAGGAGCUCCUGAUCCGAGUCUCCAUCCUCUGCUUAGUCUACAUCCUCGCCUUCAUUACGCGCCUCUUCAGCGUCCUUCGCUACGAGUCCAUGAUCCAUGAGUUCGAUCCCUAUUUCAAUUACCGCACUACCCUCUACUUGACCGAGAAGGGCUUCUACGACUUCUGGAACUGGUUCGACUCCGAGAGCUGGUACCCCCUCGGCCGGAUCAUCGGCGGCACCCUCUACCCCGGCCUCAUGGUCACCGCCGCCCUCAUCUACUGGACUCUCCGAUUCCUCAGCUUCGCCGUUCACAUUCGCGAGGUCUGCGUUUUAACGGCGCCGUUUUUCGCCUCCAACACCACCCUUGUCGCCUAUUUCUUCGGCAAAGAGAUUUGGGACACCGGCGCCGGCCUUGUUGCCGCUGCUUUGAUCGCCAUUUGCCCCGGUUACAUCUCCAGAUCGGUCGCCGGCUCCUAUGACAAUGAGGGUGUCGCCAUUUUCGCCCUGCUCUUGACCUUUUACUUGUUUGUGAAGGCCGUCAACACCGGCUCGCUCGCUUGGGCCUUGGCCUCGGCGUUCGGCUAUUUCUACAUGGUCUCUGCUUGGGGAGGUUAUGUCUUUAUUAUCAACUUGAUUCCGCUUUACGUUUUGGUGCUUUUGAUCACCGGUCGCUAUUCCAUGAGGUUGUAUGUCGCCUACAAUUGCACAUAUAUUAUCGGAAUGUUGCUCGCUAUGCAAAUUCGCUUUGUCGGCUUUCAGCACGUGCAGUCUGGCGAGCAUAUGGCUGCCAUGGGCGUCUUCUUCUUGAUGCAGGUAUUUUACUUCUUAGAUUGGGUCAGGCACCUAUUGAGUGACACAAAGAUGUUUCAAGCCUUUCUAAGGAUCACUGUCACCUGUGCAGUAGGCGUUGGUGCCGUUGCUUUGGGAGUCGGCACUGCAUCUGGGUAUAUCUCUCCAUGGACCGGACGGUUUUAUUCCUUGCUAGACCCAACAUAUGCCAAGGAUCACAUUCCCAUUAUUGCAUCUGUCUCUGAACAUCAGCCAACGGCUUGGUCAUCUUUUAUGUUUGAUUUCCAUAUCUUACUCUUCCUUUUCCCUGCUGGUCUCUACUUCUGCUUCAAGCGGUUGUCAGAUGCCACUAUAUUUAUAGUUAUGUAUGGUCUUACAAGCAUGUAUUUCGCUGGUGUCAUGGUUCGGUUAAUUCUUGUUGCCACACCUGCAGUUUGUCUUAUUAGUGCCAUUGCUGUCUCUGCUACUAUAAAGAAUUUGACACAGUUGGUAAGGGCAAAGAACAAAGUUUCCCAGACGGGUUCCACCAAAGGAGGCAGCAGCACAAAAGGCUCUUCGAAGGGCUCUGUUGAUCAAUCUCAGCCUUUUCAAAGAAAUGGUGCUACCGUCUUACUUUUUGGUGCAUUUUACUUGCUUAGUAAGUAUGCAACCCACUGUACCUGGGUCACGUCAGAGGCAUACUCAUCUCCCUCAAUUGUUUUGGCUGCAAGAGGUGCCCAUGGGAACAGGGUCAUUUUUGAUGACUAUCGUGAAGCAUACUUUUGGCUUCGUCAGAAUACUCCUCCAGAUGCUAAAGUGAUGUCAUGGUGGGAUUAUGGGUACCAAAUCACUGCAAUGGGAAACAGAACUGUCAUAGUUGACAAUAACACCUGGAACAAUACACACAUUGCUACGGUUGGGCGUGCAAUGUCAUCUUAUGAAGAUGAGGCAUAUGAGAUAAUGAGAUCGCUUGAUGUGGAUUAUGUCUUAGUUGUAUUUGGUGGUGUUACUGGUUAUUCUUCUGAUGAUAUCAACAAAUUUCUGUGGAUGGUGAGAAUUGGGGGUGGAGUGUUUCCUGUGAUUAAGGAGCCCGAUUACCUCGUUAAUGGUGAAUAUCGGGUUGACAAAGGUGCUGCACCCAAGAUGUUGAACUGCCUCAUGUACAAGCUGUCUUACUAUCGAUUUGGAGAGCUGACGACAGAGUAUGGCAAACCACCUGGGUAUGAUCGUGCACGGGGGGUUGAAAUUGGAAAUAAGGAUAUCAAACUUGAACAUCUGGAAGAGGCAUUCACAACAUCUAAUUGGAUUGUUCGUAUUUACAAAGUCAAACCACCUAAUAAUAGGUGGUAG
Messenger RNA from Prunus armeniaca (apricot), 2244 nucleotides. Lineage: Eukaryota; Viridiplantae; Streptophyta; Magnoliopsida; Rosales; Rosaceae. The record is from the annotation of a GenBank genome assembly.